AUGCAGUCGAUUUCUCUUCAGACAGGUAUAUUCAUCACCAUGCCCGCUUCAAAGACUGCGAAUGUUGUCCUCGCCCGUGGUAUUAAUGCUAUUUCGCGCAACAGUCUUUCAAAAAAGAAUGGACGUGGUAAAAUGAUUAAGAAGGGUGGCGAGAAGAAGGUUAUUGCUACUAAGAAACUGGUUACUAAGAAAUGGUAUCCGGCUGAUUUUAUUCCAAAACCACUUGCGUCGGCAAAGAUUAAACGUAACAGUGUCAAGACUGCUAAGCUACGCAAAUCCAUCACUCCUGGCACGGUACUCAUUCUACUCUCAGGCCGUUUCCGUGGCAAGCGUGUGGUAUUUCUGAAACAACUGCCAUCGGGCUUGCUUCUUGUUACUGGCCCGUACAAGGUCAACGGUGUGCCCCUCCGUCGCGUAAACCAGUCAUACGUGAUUGCCACGUCGACAAAGGUGAACAUUGAGAACUUGGAGCUUCCUGCCAUUGACGAUCCUUACUUUUCCAAGGAGAAGGCCGCCAAGAAGAGCAAGGAGGAUCAAUUCUUUGCCCAGUCGAGCUCUGCCCCUGUCAUCUCAGAGCAGCGCAAGAAAGACCAGAAGACCGUGGACUCGGCUUUGAUCAAAAAGCUGGACGCCGAGCCGUUCCUCAAGGCCUACCUGAACGCCAAGUUCUCACUGACCAAGCGCGACCGUGCCCACGCUCUUAAGUUCUAA
Messenger RNA from Peronospora belbahrii, 711 nucleotides. NCBI's taxonomy places the organism in Eukaryota, Oomycota, Peronosporomycetes, Peronosporales, Peronosporaceae. The record is from the annotation of a GenBank genome assembly.